AUUUUAAAUCUAUACAAACAUCAUUAGUCAAAAACUCAAAAGAGACCUUACACACACACAGCCAGCAUGACAGACGAAGAACAGCAGCUCGAAACCACAGAAGAGCUAAUGCAGCAGCUAAGAUCAAAAGCUACAGAGCUCCUCUUAAGAGAAGAAUGGGAACAGUGUGUACAAGUCUACUCUCAUUUCGUCAAUCUCUGCCAACAACAAAUCGUAAAAUCAACCCAUGAUUUAACUCAACUUUCCAAACUCAAUAAAUCCCUCUGUUUAGCUUUCUCCAACCGAGCCGAAGCAAGAUCGAGGUUGCGAGAUUUCAAUGAAGCACUGGUAGAUUGUGAAGAAGCAUUGAAAAUAGAGGGUACCCAUUUCAAGGCUCUGCUCUGCAAAGGUAAAGUAUUGCUUAGUUUGAAUAGAUACUCCAUGGCUUUGGAUUGCUUCAAAGCCACUCUCGUGGAGGCCCACACUAGUGGAAAUCUAGAAUCUGUUCAUGGGUUUUUGGAGAAAUGCAAGAGGCUUCAAUAUCAAUCAAGAACGGGUGCUUUUGAUCUCACAGAUUGGAUCUUAAAUGGGUUUCAUGGAAAAUUUCCAGAAUUGGCGGAAUACAUUGGUCCUGUGAAGAUAAUGAAAUCUGAGAUUAGUGGACGAGGCCUCUUUGCAACAAAGAAUAUUGAUAUUGGGACUUUGGUGUUAGUCACCAAAGCCAUAGCUACUGAGAGAGGUAUAUUGUCCAGUGAAGAUAAAAGUGAGAAGGUGCAACUUGUUAUGUGGAAAAACUUCAUUGAUAAAGUAAAGGAAUGUAUUUCAAAGUGCCAAAGGACUCACCACUGGAUUAGUACAUUAUCUCGUGGUGCAAAUGAGGAUGGUCUAGAAGUUCCUGAUACCUGUCUGUUUAAGCCUGAGACUGAAGGGAGUAGCUAUUCAACUGGGCAGGUUGAUAUGGGUAGGAUUUUGAGCAUUUUGGAUGUGAAUUCUCUUGUGGAGGAUGGAGUUUCGGCAAAGGUUUUGGGGAAGAACAGAGGUGUUUAUGGGGUUGGAUUAUGGAUUCUAGCUUCAUUCAUAAACCAUUCUUGUAGUGGUAAUGCAAGACGCAUACAUGUGGGUGACAACAUCAUGGUUCAUGUUUCUAGGAAUGUAAAGGCAGGUGAAGAGAUCACAUAUGCGUAUUUUGACACACUAGUACCACUGGAGAAACGAAAGGAAAUAUCCCAGACUUGGGGAUUUAAUUGUAAUUGUAACAGGUGCAAGUUUGAGGAAGGAAUGAGUUCAAAGUCAAAGCAAGAGUUGAGGGAGAUUGAAAUGGGAAUGGAUGUAGGAAGUGCAGUGUAUAGAAUGGAGGAGAAUAUGAAAAGAUGGAUGGUAAGAGGGAAAGAGAGAGGGUAUUUGAGGGCAUCAAAUUGGAAAGCGUAUAGUGAGACAUAUGGAACGGAGAGGUUGAUGAAGAGGUGGGGAAGGCGAAUUCCAGCAGUGGAAGGUGUUGUGGAUAGUGUUGUUGAAACUGUGGGUAGUGACGAGAGGCUAUUCGAGGUUUUGAAGAAAAAUGGCAGCGGUGUGGAAGAGACGGAGAGAAGACUUAAGUUAGCAAAGGGAGUGUAUGGAAAGUUUAUGAAAAAGCAAGCAUUGAAAUCUCUUCUUGAGAUGGACAUUUGUUAACAACAUUCAUUCUGUUGACUUGUUCAAUUUCUUGUGACUAACAGUAAUAAAUUGAAAUGCCAAAUGAUUGCGCAUUGUUUGUGUGUU
Messenger RNA from Mangifera indica (mango), 1737 nucleotides. RefSeq names its product methyltransferase FGSG_00040. The coding region runs from base 67 to 1650 and encodes 527 amino acids. The record is from RefSeq and is a predicted model, not a curated record. The transcript has a single exon. Gene Ontology annotation, molecular function: protein binding. NCBI's taxonomy places the organism in Eukaryota, Viridiplantae, Streptophyta, Magnoliopsida, Sapindales, Anacardiaceae.